This is a messenger RNA of Cucurbita maxima (winter squash), 1570 nucleotides long. RefSeq names its product protein LURP-one-related 8. The record is from RefSeq and is a predicted model, not a curated record. Bases 717 to 1307 code for a protein of 196 amino acids. The transcript is spliced from 2 exons. NCBI's taxonomy places the organism in Eukaryota, Viridiplantae, Streptophyta, Magnoliopsida, Cucurbitales, Cucurbitaceae.
GGCGGAGUCGUCGUGUAAAUGUAAUUUGGAUACACCAUUGCGUACUAUUCACUUAUGACUAGUGAUAGAUGGAUGGAAGGGGCGGAGAAAGUCAAAGGCUAAAUUGGUCAUGGUUCCACUCAACCGCCCAAGCCGUAGAGGGGCAAUAAUUUAAGUUGAAUGCGGCAGCCGCACCAAUACAAGACCAAAAUUGUAAAUAUAAAAUAGUAAUAGGAAAUAAAUAUGUUAGACAACGAUGGGUGACGGGAUGGGCGUUGCUUCUGAGCCACUAAAAAUUGUAUAAUUUAUUGGGAUACUAUGGUGGUGAGAAUAAUUUAACAGCACUUCGUGGAAUAUUUGGAAAGACGGGGUAUAGGCUGGGAUAUUAAACUACUGUGGUGGCCAUCGCCAUAUUAUAAAUAUAAAAUUAAAUUGAACUACAACAGGGGCGCGUGGAACUCUCUCUCUCCCCUCCGUCACAAUUGUUUGUUCUCACCCCCCGUCCAAAGUCCAAAGUCCAUAAUCAAACAAAGAGACAUCACACCAUGAUGGGGAUGGGGAUGGGGAUGGGGAUGGGGACGGGGACGGGGACGGGGAGCUUCGCGUUCACCCCGGGUAGGCAGGCGGGCAAGGGCAGCCGCACGUUCUUCGUCUGCUCUACUACCAAAAUAUAAAUACAUAAACCUGACCACACACACGAGGAGAAGAAGAGAAGGUAAAUAAUAUUAUUGUAAGUAAUGACAAAGGUAUUCCCAAACGGGGCUUCCUCCUCCUUAACCGACGCCACCCAGACUGUCCUCACCGUGUGGAAGAAAUCUAUGUUGUUGAACUGCGAGGGGUUUACCGUGUUUGACGCCAACGGUAACUUGGCUUACAGGGUCGACAACUACCUCGCCGGCAAUAAGGCCCAAAUCCUUCUCAUGGACGCCACUGGAAACCCUCUUUUCACCAUCCGUCGCAAGAGAUUGAGCCUAGCCGAUAGCUGGGUGGUUUACGAGGGAGAAAGUGGCGUGAAUCCUCGGUUCUCGGCGAGGAAGCAAAUGAAUCUGCUUAAAUCCAAGUGCUUGGCUCGUAUUGUUGAAGGAUCGUGGUCAGGUAUGGGUAUGUGUACGUAUGAGAUCGAGGGGUGUUACGGGAAAAGAUGCUGUGCGGUGUACGAUGAGAAGCGGAGAAUAGUGGCGGAGAUAAAACGCAAGGAGGCAGCGGGAGGGAUGAGCUUCGGGAUGGACGUAUUCCGGCUCGUCGUCCAGCCUCAGAUAGAUACCACAGUAGCCAUGGCCCUCCUCGUCCUACUAGACCAGAUGUUUGGAUCUUCUUCCACUCCAUGAGAGAUUUUCCUGUACCUCUACGCCUCUCUACCCCAUACCCCCAUAAAAAAAUCAACCACAUCAAGACUUCUAAAUCUCAUCGCCACUUUGUCUAUGCUCCUCUUUUCUAAUGCCUUUCCGCUUGCUUCUCUCUUUCACUGUACAUCAUAUAAAUACACACAAUUUUCCUUUUAUAAAUACAAAUGCUAUAACAACAUUCUUCCCCUUCAUCUUAUUGAGUGAAAAGAAGAUUGUCAUGUCAAUCCAACUUAUACAUCGUGUUU